UGGAAAAUGUGUCUUAAUUUUUAGUACAGGAACGUAUGGAAACUAAACUUUAAACCGUUUUUCUCGAGUUUUAGAUUUUUUGUAUUAGGACACUCUUCCAGCAAAAGAGCGAUAUUUAAUUACGUAUACACUUAGGACUGGAAGUUAACAUUUGAUUCCAUGCUUUUAAUGUAUUUUAUUCGUUUCAGCUACAAUGUUUCAAACAUCUCCGGAACAAUCAUCGCAACAUCUUGCCGAGAUUUAUAAAGAAUUUCUAUUGCAACGCGAAGACUGUUUACGUACUUUAAGGGUAUUUUUACGUGAAUUGGUUCGUGUGCUUCGUUAUGAUAUGAACAUUGUAAGAUUCUGUAAAGCGUUUAUGAAUGAACGAAUUGAUUUGAUAGAACAAGUUGAACGCUCCGAAUUCAGAGAUAGAAUAUUUCAUUCAAUGGUGGAUAUAAUAUGCCUUUGCAUGCUAUUAUCUGUUUCACCACAGAUACGUGAAGCAUGCAUUGUAUUACGUUCCAACAAGGAAAUGAAACAUAAUCCGCUUUUACUGAAUUUUUAUUCACAAAUGUCUCAAAUCCAAUUGGAAGCCAUUUCUUGGAUGUAUGAAACAGUUCCAAAUCUUUUCAAAAUUCAAACUUUGGAAUAUAGCCAAGCUCUACACAAAAUAUUACUCUUGGACAGUCCUGAGCAGUAUUCAAGAUGCGAUCAGUGGCCUUCUGAACCAGAGCGGGCAGCGCUUUUAAGAAUUGCCUCCGAAACACCAGUGCUGGAAGAUACGCUUUUACGAAUUAUACUUAUCGGUAUAACUAAAGAUAUACCUUUAACUAUUCCUGAAACGAUAGAUGUGAUAAUGAUGGUUAUUAAAAGAGCAUCAACAAUGAGAAUUCCGAAUUUUCCCGCAGUGCAAGCCAACAAAUAUGAUGUUAUAGACUUUUUAUUCAAUAUGGUAGAAUAUCACUAUCCGGAAAAUAUAAGUUUACCAUUAGGUUAUGCUCCUCCAAAGCUUGCUAUCACAGUUUUAUAUUGGAAGGCAUGGAUCAUAAUGCUUAUGAUUUCCGCCCAUAACCCAUCGACCUUCGGAGCGUUUUGUUGGAAGCAUUAUCCCACGAUGAAACUUUUGAUUGAAAUGUGUAUUACUAAUCAAUUUGCCGAGCAGCAUGCAGGAAAAGAAGAAUUACAGGUACAAGAUUUUAGAAUAUAAAACUUGAUUAUUUCUUUUGUGAUUAAAUCAGAGUCAGCCAGCAUUGAGU
Rhagoletis pomonella (apple maggot) is the source of this 1238-nucleotide messenger RNA. RefSeq names its product integrator complex subunit 1-like. The record is from RefSeq and is a predicted model, not a curated record. Gene Ontology annotation, cellular component: integrator complex. The transcript has a single exon. Lineage: Eukaryota; Metazoa; Arthropoda; Insecta; Diptera; Tephritidae. Bases 194 to 1189 code for a protein of 331 amino acids. Gene Ontology annotation, biological process: U2 snRNA 3'-end processing.